This is a messenger RNA of Colletotrichum truncatum, 954 nucleotides long. NCBI's taxonomy places the organism in Eukaryota, Fungi, Ascomycota, Sordariomycetes, Glomerellales, Glomerellaceae. The record is from RefSeq and is a predicted model, not a curated record.
AUGCGCGCAAGCCUCCUCGCCGGGGGACUCGACCAUCCUGUUGAUCCUGUUGCCUCUGCUGUAGCUGAGCCAGCCGCCAGUGUCACCGGGCACCUCGGCCAGAGUCAAGACGUCGACGCCGUCGCCGCUGUUCUCGCUGGUCUCAAGGGCCGCCUCGGUGUACUUGGCCCUGAUUCUGCGGUCAAUGACGUGCAUUCCGCGCGUCCACUGGCCAGAGGUCUCGAUGCGAAUGUCCUCGGGCUUCGCGACAGGCUUCCACUUGGGGUCGGACUGCGUCAGCAGGUACCAGAUGGUCAGUGGGUCAUGCAGAGAGAGACCGGGCUCCUGGCCGUUUCCUUCCAUGGAAUCGAUCUUCUCAAAGGUCUUGGACAUGAAGUGGUCAACCCACUGGCCAAGAGGGCUGCCGGACUCCACGAUGGGCUUGAUGCGCUCCGUGAAGUAGUUCUUCAUGAGGAGAUGGGGCGUGGUGAUGUCGAGAGGGAAGAGCGUCAGCUUCAGAGGCUUGGAGAGCUUGGCCGGGUAAGGCGGGAGAGAAGACUUCUUGUCCGAGAUGGGAGGCAUGGUCGACCGAGGGUUGGGGGAGGUCAGAGCAAAGACUCUAGCCGCCGCAACCGUGUCGGCAAAGGUGUUGAAUUCGCCGACGGGGGUGAUGUUACCCUCGACGUGGACUGCACCGCCCAUGACGCACAGCUCCUUGACGCGGAGGAAGGUCUCGGGGUCCUCGGCGGCGGCGAGUGCGACGUUCGUCAUAGGCCCGACGACGCAAAUGGAAAUGGUGUUUGGGGGGUUCUCCCGGAGGAUGCGCAGAAUCUCCUUGUGUGCAACCUGCUUGGCGGGCGUGAAGUAUUGGUUGAAUGGGGACGGGUCGUGGUCAACGUCCUUCUCCGUGUGGAAAAGCGACUUCCACCUCUCAUCAGGGGAAAGGUGAGGGUGUCUCUCGUGCACGCCGUGUAA